GCUGAAACUAACCACAUAUAUUUAUGAAAUACUCUUUCCCCUUGAUUCAGUCUACAGAACACUGGAAGAAUGAGGUCCUCUUGGACCCCUUUGGGGCCUCCUGUGAGCCAGGACCGCAUCAUCACCAGCUUCCCUAAGUGUUACACACCUGAUGCCUGCCUGCAGCUGAAGGAGUACUUUCACAGCCAGGUCAGCACUGCCUGCCAGAACAGGAACACGGGCACUGUUGGGCUCAAGCUCUCCAAGGUGGUUGUUGUUGGCGAUCUCUAUGUGGGAAAGACUAGCCUCAUUCAUAGGUUGUGCAAGAAUGUUUUUGAUCGUGAUUACAAGGCCACUAUUGGGGUAGACUUUGAGAUUGAGCGCUUUGAGAUUGCGGGGAUUCCCUACAGCCUCCAGAUCUGGGACACAGCCGGGCAGGAGAAGUUCAAGUGUAUUGCAUCUGCCUACUACCGCGGUGCCCAGGUGAUCAUCACAGCCUUUGACCUCACUGACGUUCACACGCUGGAACACACCAGGCAAUGGCUGGAGGAUGCACUGAGGGAGAAUGAGGAAGGCUCUUGCUUCCUCUUCCUCGUGGGAACCAAAAAGGAUCUCCUGUCAGGGGCAGCCUGUGAGCAAGCUGAAGCAGAGGCUAUACACUUGGCCAAUGAGAUGCAGGCAGAGUACUGGUCUGUGUCAGCCAAAACCGGAGAGAACGUGAAGGCAUUCUUCAGUCGUGUUGCCGCCCUAGCAUUUGAGCAGUCUGUACUUCAGGACCUGGAGAAGAGACCCAACACCCAGUCCCAGGUCGGAGAUGGAGAUGGAGACCUAAUCCGAAUAGAGGUACCCAAGAUGAAGGAGAACAAGAGGCCACCUGGCGUGGGCUGCUGUUAGAUGAGAACCACCUACUCCCUGCAUACGUGUGGGGUGACAUGGAGCCAAAGCUCUGUGGCAGAUAUGCCUUCCAGCUGGAGAAGGCCUGUGUCUCCAGGGCCCAGUCAUUUUUCUUUGGCACAGCCCCCACUGGCUGCCGGGCCUCCAUACUGUUGGGCUGGUUGUGGGGCACACUGGGAUGACGCUUUUCCCUUCAAGGUCUUCAGGCUGUCACUGUGGUCUGAAGAGGCUUCAAGACUGCAAACUCAGGAUGCUGGGGGUUAGCCCACAUCCCUUACCCAGUCAUAUCU
Messenger RNA from Phodopus roborovskii (desert hamster), 1163 nucleotides. RefSeq names its product RAB36, member RAS oncogene family (gene Rab36). Gene Ontology annotation, molecular function: GTPase activity; GTP binding. The transcript has 10 exons. NCBI's taxonomy places the organism in Eukaryota, Metazoa, Chordata, Mammalia, Rodentia, Cricetidae. Bases 70 to 873 code for a protein of 267 amino acids. The record is from RefSeq and is a predicted model, not a curated record.